GAACGUCAUCAGCCGUUGACGGAAGAAGGUCGGUCACGCUGUAGAAAGCUCCAGAUCAACAUGGCGACCUGUGUGAAGAUGCUCUGCGCUGCUCGGCAGCUGCACAGAAACUCGGCUCUGUUAGUGAAAAUGAAGUGUUCCUCCAUGGGGCUGAGGACCGGCAGUAGCCGGCCCCUCCUGCCCGACACAGUGCCAUCGCUGAGCCGCCUCCAGACGCCACGCUUCUACACCAGCACCGCGAUGACAGCUGGCUGCCGGCUGCCCGUCAGACCUCACCGCUGGAUGCGGGUCGGAGCCGCCGCUCUCCGGGGCCAAACCGAGCUCCUCACGCCGGCCAUUCGUCCCUUCGUGGUUCAGGACAGGAUGUUCGGGAACCGGGCCAGCGGUGCGGGCUUCUCCGGGGAGGACGGCGGGGACAGUGCGGGCUCUGGGGGAGAAGAGUCUGGGGGAGAGGGGGGAGCUCCGUACAGUGGACCCCAGAUGACGGCUCUCACACCCAUGAUGGUUCCGGAGGUGUUCCCCAAUGUGCCGCUGAUCGCUGUGAGCAGGAACCCGGUGUUCCCCCGCUUCAUCAAGAUCAUAGAGGUGAAGAACAAAGCGCUGAUGGAGCUGUUGAGGAGGAAGGUUCGCCUAGCUCAGCCGUACGCUGGAGUCUUCCUGAAGAGAGAUGAUAAUAAUGAGUCCGAUGUGGUGGAGUCUCUGGACGCCGUCUACUCUACAGGGACCUUUGUCCAGAUCCAUGAGAUGCAGGACCUGGGGGACAAGCUGAGGAUGAUCGUCAUGGGACACCGCAGGAUCCGGAUCAACCGGCCGCUGGAGGUGGAGCCUGAGGAGGCAGCGGUGUCCCCUCUGUGGACCGAGUCUGAGUCCGAGUCCCAACACAAACCGCCACAGAGACGCAAAGCCAAACGCAGCCGCAAGGACCAGCCGGGGUCGGUGACGGAGCAGCUGGAGGACAAGGUGGCAGACGCAGACCUGAGUCCAGAGCUGCAGCCUCUGUCCUCCGCCAACAUCCUGAUGGUGGAAGUGGACAACAUCCAGCAUGAACAGUUCACCGUCACAGAGGAGGUCAAGGCGCUGACAGCCGAGAUAGUGAAGACCAUCAGAGACAUCAUCGCUCUGAACCCCCUCUACAGAGAGUCGGUCCUCCAGAUGAUGCAGGCUGGUCAGAGAGUGGUUGAUAAUCCCAUCUACCUCAGCGACAUGGGAGCAGCUCUGACAGGAGCAGAGUCGCAGGAACUACAGGACGUCCUGGAAGAGACCAAUAUCCCGAAGCGUCUCUACAAGGCUCUGUCUCUGCUGAAGAAGGAGUACGAGCUCAGCAAGCUCCAGCAGCGACUGGGCCGAGAGGUGGAAGAGAAGAUCAAGCAGACCCACAGGAAGUACCUGCUGCAGGAGCAGCUCAAGAUCAUCAAGAAGGAGCUGGGUCUGGAAAAAGAGGACAAAGAAGCUAUCGAGGAGAAGUUUAGAGAGCGUCUGAAAGACAGGACUGUCCCGCAGCACAUCAUGGACGUCAUCAACGAAGAACUGAACAAACUGGGACUGCUGGACAACCAUUCGUCAGAGUUCAAUGUGACCCGUAACUACCUGGACUGGCUAACCAGCAUGCCCUGGGGUGUCAACAGUGAAGAGAACCUGCUGCUGGACAGAGCCAAAGAGGUUCUGGAAGAAGACCAUUAUGGGAUGGAUGACGUUAAGAAGCGCAUAUUGGAGUUCAUCGCAGUGAGCCAGCUGCGCGGCUCCACCCAGGGGAAGAUCCUGUGUUUCUAUGGCCCUCCGGGUGUAGGGAAGACCUCCAUCGCCCGCUCCAUCGCCCGGGCCCUCAACAGAGAGUACUUCAGGUUUAGCGUGGGAGGCAUGACCGACGUGGCGGAGAUUAAAGGACACAGGAGAACGUAUGUUGGAGCGAUGCCAGGGAAGAUUAUCCAGUGCCUGAAGAAAACCAAGACGGAGAACCCUCUGGUGCUGAUAGAUGAGGUAGAUAAGAUGGGGCGCGGUUACCAGGGCGAUCCAUCGUCUGCUCUGCUGGAGCUUCUGGACCCUGAACAGAACGCCAACUUCCUGGACCACUACCUGGACGUUCCGGUGGAUUUGUCAAAGGUUUUGUUUAUCUGCACGGCCAACGUGAUAGACACGAUCCCAGAGCCCCUCCGGGACAGGAUGGAGAUGAUCAAUGUGUCUGGAUACGUGGCCCAAGAGAAACUGGCUAUAGCUCAGAAUUACCUGGUCCCUCAGCUGCGCACCCGCUGUGGUCUGACGGAGGAGAAGGCCUCCAUCUCCUCUGAAGCCCUCAGUCUGCUCAUCAGGCAGUACUGCAGGGAGUCUGGAGUCAGGAACCUGCAGAAACAAGUGGAGAAGGUUUUCCGUAAGGUGGCGUUCUGCAUAGUCAGCGGUGAACAAACCGCAGUGACCGUUACGCCCGACAACCUGCAGCUCUACGUGGGCAAACCUAUUUUCACUGUGGAUCGAAUGUAUGAUGUCACCCCUCCAGGAGUGGUUAUGGGGCUGGCAUGGACUUCUAUGGGAGGGUCCACGCUGUUUAUCGAGACUUCACUACGGCGUCCUACUGGAGGAGCAGAGACUAAAGGAGAGGGCUCACUGGAGGUGACAGGUCAGCUUGGCGAUGUGAUGAAGGAAAGUGCGAAGAUCGCUUCCACCUUUGCCAGAGCCUUCCUGAUGACCCAGGAACCAGAUAAUCACCUACUAGUCAACUCCCACCUGCACCUGCAUGUCCCUGAGGGGGCGACUCCCAAAGACGGACCAAGCGCUGGCUGCACCAUCGUCACAGCACUGUUGUCCCUGGCAACCAACCGACCGGUGCGGCAGAAUGUAGCCAUGACUGGAGAAGUGUCACUGACGGGCAAAAUACUGCCAGUAGGGGGAAUCAAAGAGAAAACCAUUGCUGCCCGCCGUGCUGGUGUGACGUGCAUCAUUCUGCCCAAUGAGAACAGGAAAGACUUCUCUGACCUGCCCGACUACAUCACCGAGGGCCUGGAGGUCCACUUCGUGGAUCAUUACAGACAAAUGUACCCCAUCGUCUUCCCACAGGACCAGUCUUAACACGCAUUAACUACAGAGCUAAAACCACAGCAAGGUGGACCAGGACUUGUUUUUAAACUACAUCAAAACCUGUUUAGUUACCACAUACUGUAGUAACACGCACUUUGGACCCCAAGGUCCGGCUGUUGAGAUCGGCGUUACAUUAUCUGUUCCAAAAACCAGCAGGAACAGCUGGACAUAGAAUGCUGUUUCAGCCGCUGUAGGAGGACCGACGUGUGACUGAAUUCAACCGGAACCACCCAGCCAACUGUGCCAAGGAUGUCCUACGUAAUGAAGUCAGGUGAUGAUGAACACUGGCCGCUCGCCACAGGAUAUGAUGUCAUGGACGAGCAGAGGUAGAGGUGGCAGCUCUCUUUAUAAACGGCUGUGGACGGACUCUUUCACAGAUUUCUUAUAUCAUUAUAUAUUGUUGGUGAUGAUUGAUGAUAAUGUCGAUUAAAAAAUUAAAGUUGUAAACAA
Messenger RNA from Etheostoma spectabile (orangethroat darter), 3519 nucleotides. RefSeq names its product lon peptidase 1, mitochondrial (gene lonp1). Gene Ontology annotation, biological process: chaperone-mediated protein complex assembly; mitochondrion organization; protein catabolic process. The record is from RefSeq and is a predicted model, not a curated record. The transcript is spliced from 21 exons. NCBI's taxonomy places the organism in Eukaryota, Metazoa, Chordata, Actinopteri, Perciformes, Percidae. The coding region runs from base 61 to 3060 and encodes 999 amino acids. Gene Ontology annotation, cellular component: mitochondrial matrix. Gene Ontology annotation, molecular function: ATP binding; single-stranded DNA binding; ATP hydrolysis activity.